AUGCCUGGCGGACUAAUAAGUAAUUUUGAAGUUCCCGAAGUAAACAAUUGUUGUGGUUGUGUGAACGAUAUAAAAACUGCUGCAGCAAUCAUCGCAGUGCUAGGAAUUGUGACAAGUCCACUAGUGUCAUGGGCGGUGGUUCGUCACGCCUAUGUGAUUCGCGUGUCCUGUUUUGUGUCUGCCAGCUCUUCACGACCAGACGUGGUUGAUAUCAACCUCAGCAAUGUAUUAAGUUUUGGAUUUGGUGCCAACGCUGGUCUCGGUCCAUCUUGUUUGAUUAAAAAUUCAACAAAAGUAUUGCGAGCUGAGGAAGAUACUAGCGAAAAUGACGAAGAUAUGAAGCAUUCGGAGUUUGUAAAGACCGUACGAUGCGUUGGAUGGAUUGUGCUGAUAGCUGACUUUAUAUUUCUAUUGCUCAGCAUCAAUUUACUAAUAAAGAUGUCUUCUGGAAAUGGUCAAAUUGCAGCUAGAUAUUUUAUAUCGUCUGGACUAAUUUCCAUAAUAAUGUCUUUUAUCUAUGGAAUGCUCUAUGUGUCAGCUUGUGUUUACAUGGGAGGUUCUUUUCCAGUUUUUGAGUUCGUAUUCGCGCUAGUUGAUUUAAUGAUGUGGUCCUACUUUUUAAUAGUGGUGUAUUCCUACAGACGGAAAGCAUCGUGA
Messenger RNA from Zerene cesonia (dogface butterfly), 657 nucleotides. RefSeq lists its product as uncharacterized. Lineage: Eukaryota; Metazoa; Arthropoda; Insecta; Lepidoptera; Pieridae. The record is from RefSeq and is a predicted model, not a curated record. The transcript is spliced from 5 exons. The coding region runs from base 1 to 657 and encodes 218 amino acids.